Messenger RNA from Momordica charantia (bitter melon), 1924 nucleotides. RefSeq lists its product as uncharacterized. Gene Ontology annotation, cellular component: SMN complex. Gene Ontology annotation, molecular function: RNA binding; protein binding. Lineage: Eukaryota; Viridiplantae; Streptophyta; Magnoliopsida; Cucurbitales; Cucurbitaceae. The record is from RefSeq and is a predicted model, not a curated record. Gene Ontology annotation, biological process: spliceosomal snRNP assembly.
GGUGUGAAGCCAGUUAUGGUUGCGCCUAGCCCUUCUCUAGGAAGCUCUGUUUUUGUUUUUCAAUUUUAGAUUUUCCUUUUAUAACUUUUUUUCUUUGAUUUUUCGUCUUCUUCGGUGUAAUUUGAUUUGGGUUUAGAUUUUGAUUUUAUCAGAGCCAUUUCAGAGGGUUAGGAGGUGUGGGUGUUAGCUCAGUUGUUAGCGUUCUCACCUGUGUUAUAUACCGCCAUUUCUCUCUCCAAUUCUCGUUCGAUCACAAUUCAAACAGCUUACCUUGAUUUUACUGAUCGCCGUCUUCCUGCUUACAGUUGGUUGUGGAUUUGUGAGGAUUUGCGGCUUUAGGGUUUUGAUUUCGUUAUUUGUUUUUUAGAAUACAGGUUUAAACGAAUAAAUAAAGAGGAAAUCUAUAGUUUAGGUUAGGUUUUAUAGGACUGUAGAGUAGUUGAAUUUUGUGAGAUAUGGAUAAGAAGAGAGUGGCUGUUCCCCUUGUGUGCCAUGGCCAUUCUCGACCGGUUGUGGAUCUGUUUUAUAGCCCUGUUACGCCGGAUGGAUUCUUCCUCAUCAGUGCCAGCAAGGAUUCCAACCCCAUGCUCAGAAAUGGAGAAACUGGCGACUGGAUUGGCACAUUUGAAGGUCAUAAAGGCGCAGUUUGGAGUUGUUGCCUGGAUACCAAUGCUUUACGUGCUGCUACUGGUUCUGCUGAUUUUUCUGCUAAAGUAUGGGAUGCAUUAACUGGAGAUGAACUACACUCAUUCGAGCACAAGCAUAUUGUUCGUGCCUGUGCUUUCUCGGAGGAUACAAACCUUUUAUUGACUGGUGGUCUGGAGAAGGUACUACGGAUAUAUGAUAUGAAUCGUCCAGAUGCACCUCCAAGAGAAGUGGAUAAAUCCCCUGGUUCCGUAAGAACUGUUACAUGGCUUCACAGUGAUCAGACAAUUUUAAGUUCUUGCACAGACAUGGGAGGUGUCAGGUUAUGGGACGUAAGAAGUGGCCAAAUAGUUCAAACACUUGAAACCAAAUCAUCGGUGACUAGUGCAGAAGUAAGUCAGGAUGGACGGUAUAUCACAACUGCUGAUGGAUCUACUGUUAAAUUUUGGGAUGCAAAUCACUUUGGCUUAGUCAAGAGCUACAACAUGCCUUGCACUGUAGAAUCUGCUUCACUGGAACCUAAGUAUGGGAUGAAGUUCAUUGCGGGUGGAGAGGAUAUGUGGAUCCAUGUAUUUGAUUUUCAUACCGGUGAUGAGAUAGCAUGUAAUAAGGGUCAUCACGGACCUGUUCAUUGCUUGCGCUUCGCACCCGGAGGGGAAUCCUAUGCCUCAGGAUCCGAGGACGGAACCAUUAGGAUAUGGCAGACAGGUCCUCUAACACAGGACGACUCGGAUGAAGCCCUGGUCAAUGGAUCUAUUGGAAAAGUAAAGGUAAGUGCAGAUGAGGUUUCACGCAAGAUCGAGGGAUUCAACAUUGCAGACGAGGGGAGGGCGAGAGAGAAGGAAGAGACGGGAAAUGAGUGACGCCAUAUCUCCAUUUGUCGAGAUGGGAAGCAGCCGAGCUUUUGAGCUUGAUCCAUCCUACACAGUUGGUGUUUUGUGAGAUAUGGACUUCGCUGAUUUUUGUAUACAGUUUUAGUCAAUUCUGCAGUAUAUGGUGGGGAGUGGACUGCUUGUCUCAAGUGAACGUGUUUUGUUUUUUUUUUUUUUUUGUUCUGUCAUUGUCGUAUGCACAUUAAAUGUUUCUAUUUUUAGAUUUUUAACCAUUGUCAUUGUAGCAAGAGGACCUUAUUGAAGAGCAAUUACGUGAAGAAAGCUGGUCAUGGUUCUCAGUCGGCCAAAGUUGGCAAUCCAACUUUGGGAAUUGGGAGCAGUUCAGUUCUAUUCCACCUUCUUGUAGUUAAGCUAAGUCCAAUAAGAUUGAAAUUUUCCAAGAUUUA